CCCACCCCGUGUGAGCAGGAUUGACAGACAGCAGGACGCUGCAGAGAGAGAGAGAGAGAGAGAGGGGAUUGGAGAAGAGGAAAGAGGGAUCUGGAGGGAUAAAAAGCGAGGCUUUAGCUGAUCACUGUUUAUUAGAAUAAAGAGCUGAAAGAUGGCAGACAGGGAGCAGCUCAUCCAGAGGGCUCGGCUGGCCGAACAGGCAGAGCGCUAUGAUGACAUGGCGGCCGCCAUGAAGCUGGUGACGGAGUUGAACGAGCCACUGUCGAACGAGGACCGCAACUUGCUGUCAGUGGCGUAUAAGAACGUGGUAGGUGCCCGGCGCUCGUCAUGGCGGGUCACCUCCAGCAUUGAGCAGAAGACGGCAGCGCAGGAUGGCGGUGAGAAGAAGCUUGAGCUGGUGCGCGCCUACCGCGAGACCAUUGAGAAGGAGCUGGAGGGUGUGUGCCAGGAUGUUCUCUCGCUGCUCGACAGCUACCUCAUCAAGAGCUGCGACGACAGCCAACUGGAGAGCAAAGUCUUUUACCUGAAGAUGAAAGGCGACUAUCAGCGCUACCUGGCUGAGGUUGGCACCGGAGAGAAGCGCACCGCUGCCGUCGGCGCCUCCGAGGCUGCCUACAAAGAGGCGUUUGACAUCGCCAAGAACAUGGCGCCGACGCAUCCCAUCCGCCUCGGCCUGGCCCUCAACUUCUCCGUCUUCUACUACGAGAUCCAGAACGCGCCUGAGCAGGCGUGCCAGCUGGCCAAGGAGGCGUUUGACGAGGCCAUCGGACACCUGGACAAUCUGAAUGAGGACUCGUACAAGGACUCCACGCUCAUCAUGCAGCUCCUCAGGGACAACCUGACCCUGUGGACCAGCGACCAACAGGACAGUGAAGGAGGGGACGCCAACAACUGAGCCGUCCUCUCUCUCUUAGUGCUCUAGUUAGCUGUAGUUGACUUCGAUUUCCUCUUAAUAAAUGUCUUCUCCUGUC
Messenger RNA from Neoarius graeffei (lesser salmon catfish), 971 nucleotides. RefSeq names its product tyrosine 3-monooxygenase/tryptophan 5-monooxygenase activation protein, eta polypeptide (gene ywhah). Lineage: Eukaryota; Metazoa; Chordata; Actinopteri; Siluriformes; Ariidae. The transcript has 2 exons. The record is from RefSeq and is a predicted model, not a curated record. Gene Ontology annotation, cellular component: cytoplasm. Bases 152 to 895 code for a protein of 247 amino acids. Gene Ontology annotation, biological process: signal transduction.